AUGAGUCGCUGUCGGACGAAGGAAAUAAUCCCGGUACCUUUUUGGCCCUUCUUAAAUUCCGAACUGAGGCAGAUGAAAUAUUCGCCGAAGCGAAAUUAUCUGCUCCUGUGUGUGAUUGAGAAGGACUCCCCGGACGCGAAGAAAACAACAUUAAAGAACAUGUGCAAGACGCGAUGGGUGGAGAGACACCAAGCUUACGAGGUUUUCUUCGGCCUCUUCUCGUUUAUCACGCGAGCGCUUGAGGUAAUGGCAAAUGAACGUCUAUUUGCUGGCCAAUAUGGCGACGCAGCAUGGAGCUGGAACACAGACACCAAGAAUAAAGCAAGUGUACUUGCGAACGCCAUUUCAAGUUAUUCUUUUAUAAUCACUUUGUUGACAGCAAUGAAAUGCCUUUCCGUCCUGAAACCCCUGAGUGUAAAACUUCAGAAGAGAGAUCUAGAUGUCUACGAGGCGUACACUAACAGUAAUAAUGUCACGGACGAUCUCCAGGACAUCCGAGACAACAUCGAAGACAUCUGGACCGAGUGGUUCGAUCUGGCGGUCACUACCGCGGCAAAUGUAGGUGUUAUGGCUUCCAUCCCGCGCCGGACCAAUCAACAGCAGCAUCGCGACAAUGUACCAGCCCAGACACCAUCUGGUUACUAUAAGAGGGUAGUUGCUAUUCCCCUUCUAGACCAUCUACAAUCAGAGAUGAAAACAUACUUCAAUCCUACUAAAGAUGCUGUCUUGUCUAGCCUCUUUAAUCUUCUUCCUGAGCUAGUAGCCGUCGGAGACAGAAAUCCUGACAUUGAAGCAGCGCUGGUGUUUUAUGAGAACCACCCUCCUUCUCCUCAUGCGGUUUAUGUUGAGCGCCUGCGAUGGAAGAGAAAGUGGUGCAGCACUGAGGAUGCCGACCUUCCCACCAGUGCAGUUCAGACACUCGCAGCAUGCGAGCGAGAGUUCUUUCAUAACAUCCACACCUUGAUCCGCAUUUUGUGCACGUUGCCGAUAACGUCAGCUGAAUGUGAGCGCUCAUUCAGUACACUAAGAAGGUUAAAAACAUACCUGAGGUCGACCAUGUCAAGCGAACGAGAGUCUGGGCUGGCGUUGAUGAACAUCAAUUACCACGGAGACAUAAAUAUCGAGGAAGUGAUAAACACGUUCGCUCAACGGCAACCAAGGCGUCUUCUGUUUGCGUAG
Porites evermanni is the source of this 1179-nucleotide messenger RNA. The record is from the annotation of a GenBank genome assembly. NCBI's taxonomy places the organism in Eukaryota, Metazoa, Cnidaria, Anthozoa, Scleractinia, Poritidae.